Molecule: messenger RNA, 1335 nt
Organism: Lethenteron reissneri (Far Eastern brook lamprey)
Lineage: Eukaryota; Metazoa; Chordata; Hyperoartia; Petromyzontiformes; Petromyzontidae
Product: DNA repair protein XRCC4-like
Biological process (GO): positive regulation of ligase activity; immunoglobulin V(D)J recombination; double-strand break repair via nonhomologous end joining
Cellular component (GO): nucleus; DNA ligase IV complex; DNA-dependent protein kinase-DNA ligase 4 complex
Molecular function (GO): DNA binding
Source: RefSeq, a predicted model, not a curated record
GGAGCAACCAGAGCUCAUCGACAGGACGCGAGGAAGAAUCCUCGGGAUGCUGAGGACCCUAAAUCACCCAGGGAGCUACGCGUGUGGUGCAAGAAAAUACGCUCUCGGUAUCUGCGUUCCCACCGUGGGAGCCUUGCGUGUGCUCUUUGCACUCUGCACGACGCUGCAGCACACGAUGGGCGAGGAGGGCGAGGUCAUCAGGCUGCACCUGUCAUCUGACCCGGGGAGCACUUACUACGCCCUUGUGACCUGGAAGAAGAACAGCCAUCAGGGAUUGAACCUGAGCCUCACCGACUGCCGGACGGCCUGGACAGGGGAAGUGACCAGCUCCAAACUGGAGGAGGAGGCGUCGGAAGCCGGGCUGUCGCUCGUUGACUACGUCGCUGAGCUCCGGGCCGCCCUCCUGGGCCACUGCUGGGACUCGUCCUCCAACGGAGACCUCUUCCGCUACGACCUGAAGCCCCCCGCCAGCCCCGGGCGCGCUCGCCGCAGGUGUUUCUCCAUCUGCAAAGUGCACAGCGACGUCACGUUCGAGCUGGGCACGGUGGAGCUGCGCGAGCUGGACGAGCCGGUGACGUUGGUGCGGCGGCUGCUGGACCGCGGGCUGGAGGGCGAGCGCCGCCUGCGACAGCGCAACGACGACCUGCAGCGUGACAACGAGCGGCUCGCCGAGGAGCGCGGGCGCGCCAUCCAAGAGCUGAGGGCGUCCGUGGACAACAAGGAUGAGCUGGAGAGGGACCUGUACGGAAAGUUCAUCCACGUCCUCAACGAGAAGAAAGAGAAGAUUCGGCGGCUCAAGGAUACCCUGGAUAAGCACGCCGCGGCCCAAGUGCCCCCUCCCUGCGCCAGCGCCGGCGGCGUUGUUGGUGGCAGCUCUGCGGCCCGGGCGGCGGAGGGCACGGACGAGUCUGACUACGGGGGCACCACCGACGAGGAGAGCCAGGCCCCGGCGACCGGAACCGGCAACCGGAAGGCGGCGAAAGCCCCGAGCACCGUGUCCGUAACCCAGCAGGAGGGCGAGCGAAGAGGUGCCGUCACGGCUUUUGACCCGUAUGACGACGACGACGACGGCGCCAGAGUCGGCGGAAUGGACGCAGGCGCGGGCCCCACCAGGAGGCAGCGCAAACGACGGGGCCAUCAGCAGGUGACCGUGACGGAGACGCCAGCAGCGGCGGUGCUGCCGCCGCCCGCCAAAACCAAGCCGGCCAAUGAGUACGUAGAGGAACACGUCCGUGUGUGUUCCGUGCGUUCCGUGCGUGCAGUCUGCUCAGGUCUUCAGUUAGGUGGGCAGGCGGGGGGCGGAGUGGGAAGAGUACACAGUGAAAUAAAAUAAGA